This is a messenger RNA of Symbiodinium necroappetens, 1566 nucleotides long. Lineage: Eukaryota; Dinophyceae; Suessiales; Symbiodiniaceae. The record is from the annotation of a GenBank genome assembly.
AUGACGGACUUCAAGCCAUUCACCGCCUACAUUGUUGAUGCUUGCAGGACUGCUGGCGGCAAGCGAAACGGCCGGCUUUCAGGCUACCAUCCUGCAGAGCUCGGUGCCACGGUCUGCGACGCUUUGAUCGAACGCACCAAUGUGAAGGCAGCGGAGGUGGAAGACGUCAUCUUCGGCUGUGUCAGCCAGGUUGGAGCGCAGUCUGGCAACAUUGGGCGUGGUGUUGUGCUUUCUUCUCGACACUUGCCAGAGAGCGUACCUGGCCAGUCCGUCGACAGGCAGUGUGGCUCCUCGCAGCAGGCCAUCCAUGCAGCCGCGCAGGCGGUGAUGAGUGGUGUGCACGACUGCUGCAUCGCUGGCGGCGUGGAGGUCAUGUCACAGGUUCCCAUCGGUGCUUCUAUCAUUGAUGGUCUAAAGGCCGGGCACGGCAAUCCCAUGAGCGAUGCCACCAUGGAGAAAUAUGCCGAGAAAAUGAAGGCCUUCGAACAGUUUAACAUGUCCUCGCAGGCUUUCUCUCAAUUUGGAGGUGCAGAGCUUUUGGCGAAAAAGUAUGGCCUAAGCCGUGAGGAUGUGGACAAGUUCGCCGCUAUCUCGCAGCAAAGAGCAGUGACGUCUACGCAGGCUGGCAAGUUUGCGGACGAGAUCGUCCCUCUGCCAGUCAGGCGAAAGGAAGGCCAAUCCGAAGGCAUGCAUACCCAGGAUGAGGGCAUCCGGGAAGGCGUGACAGUGGAGAGCGUGGCAAAGCUGAAGGCAAUGUUUCCGAAUGGUGUCCUUACCCCUGCAUCCUCGUCACAAAUCUGCGACGGUGCUGCUGCCGUACUGAUUUGCAACGAGCGUGGACUAGCAAAACUCGGUGUCCAGCCGUUGGCAAGGAUACAUUCGUUGGCUCUCGCCGCAGCUGAUCCCGUAAUAAUGCUGGAAGCGCCGAUCCCAGCAACACAGAAGGCCUUGCAGAAGGCCAACAUGAAGAUUCAGGACGUGGACGUUUAUGAGGUCAACGAAGCCUUCGCAUCAGUGCCGCUAGCAUGGUGCAAGGCGCUGGGUGCUGACUUCCAGAAGCUGAAUGUGAACGGGGGGGCCAUGGCAUUGGGCCAUCCGCUUGGAGGAACUGGUGCCAAGUUGAUGACGACCCUGGUGCAUGAACUCCGGCGUCGGCAGGGCCGAUUUGGGCUGCUCGCCAUCUGCGAGGGUGGUGGAACAGCCAAUGCGACAAUCGCAAGUGCCCUACGUGUGAAGACCAUGCAGCUGGAAGCUGGAAGCUACACAGAUGUUGCACAGAUCGACAUGUUCAUGUGUAUGUGUGCUGGCUAUGGAGCUCCAGCUGAAACGCCUGUGGACAAGCAAGUUCCACCUGCAAAGGCAAAGACAGGCCUUUCCGACCCAAAGGCACCGACGCUGCUUCAAAAGCAAAGCCGUCGAGAGGUCCACAUUGACAAGACGACGACCAUCCCCCUGGAACUGUAUUGGGAACUCAUCCGGGCCGGCGAGCGGGCCAAGGAGAGGGGGCAGCACCAGCUGACGAAGGGCACCAGGCACGUUGGCAUGCACCUCAUCAUGAGCACUUGA